UUCAUAUUACACUCCUUGGCUGGGGGAAAAAAGGAGUAGAAGAAGAGAAGGAGGGAAACCUGGGGCUUCUUUUCUUCAGAGGCAUUUAACUUGAAGUUUAUGGAGGCUGCAGCCGUGGAAAAUGAAGAUCUCCUCUGUGGUCUUCGCUCUCCUCACUCAAGCACUGCUUGAAGAUUUGUGUUCGGCCAUCAACGUCACCAUCACCCCUUCCCCAUUCACGGUGGCCCAGGAGGGUCAAAAUAUCACACUCACCUGUGUUGUGUCCCAGCGGCGCCGCAACGCUGCUCUACCAGUGGUGAAAUGGACCUUCCUGCCAGCAGGCACAGACCGGACAGAGGACGAACUCCUUAUCGCCCGCGUCAACAUGAGGAAGGCCCGUUUCUAUGGCAACUACACAAAGAGUUUCCCGUGGCCCAAACUGAAGCUGACGGUGGUAAAGCAGGGGAAGAUCUUUGACCUGCUAAUCUUGAAUGUGUCCGAAGGGGACAGGGGGCUCUACAUGUGCCGGGUGCAGGAGUUUAAAAAGCACCAGGACCGCUGGAAGGCCUCAACAAACUGCACCGCCGCUACUGAGCUCAGAGUGCAUGUCCUACCAGCCACCAAGGCCAAAGAAAGCCUGUGGAGCUUGUUUGAAGAUGUGUACCUGUGUGCAGUGCUGAUCUGCUCAGUGGGUCUGCUGUGUAUGUGCAUGUUCACAGUGACGGUAACCUGCCAGUACAUACAGAGGAAGCAGAGGUUAAAAGAUAAUUACCACUUGGUCAAAAGUCCUCAGAACAGCUCAGGAGAGACAGUCACCAGUGUGGUCAAUGUGUCUCCUGCUCUGCCUAAGAAGGAGAGGAGGUACAGGAAGAAAAGGAGCAGAGAUUACCAAGAGGAGAUACCACCAGAGAUACCAGCAAAAGCUCCCAUUGGAGACAAAACACGGAAACCCAAACUUUUAAAACCACAACCAAGGAAAGUAGUGCUGCCGAAGAUAGUGGAGGAGAAUCUAACCUACGCAGAGCUGGAUCUGGUGAAACCGCUUCCGGAAACCAAGGCAUCAUGCGGCGGCACUGUGUACGCUCAGAUUCUGUUCGGGGAGCAGCAGCUAUGAGAGAAACACACUCACACACCACUAGUAACUGUGCCUUGUGUAAAAAGUAUUGUCUAUUUAUAGUCUGUAUUAUUUUGUAUUCAAAUAGUUUGUGAAGGGCAAAAUGUGUAAUGUUUCACAAUUAUUGUACAUAUGAUUUAAUAUUUUCUUUGAUAUUUUCUUUUAUGAGACCAAGAUGCAAAAGGAAAUGUUUUGUAUUUGAGUAUUUCAUGUAUAAUUUUUCUUUUGCACCCAUGUUUGAAUCCUGUGUAGCUUAAACUGGGAACACAAUAGAAGACUAUGGUGCUGAUUUAGACCAGACAUGUCCAUCAUGACAAUUGGAGGGGAGAUUGAACAGGCUAAUCUGAGCCUUCCCGUUCAUAUCAAACAGGUUUCAUUAGGUAUUUGCAACCAGAUUUCAGCAGGUUAACGUCCUGUGGUGCGUGGUUAUCAGCCAUUGAGAGAAGUUUGCCCAGGGGUGAGGUGAAGUGAGAUUUUGCUUUGCUUUACCAUCUAAUACGAAUAAUGCUGUAAUCUUUAUGGUUGAUUUUAAAGAAACAAUUAGACAUUUUAGGGAAUGUUUAUUCGCUUUCUUGCAGAGAGUUAGAUAAAGCAAUUGAUACCACUCUCAUGUCUGUGUGUUAAGUAUGGAGCUAGAACCAGGAGGUGAUUAGCUUAGCAUAAAGAACGGAAGCAGGGGAAAACAGCAAGCUUGGCUCUAACUACCUAGCUUGUUAACAUGGCUAGGGGAAGUUACGUGCUGUAACUGUUUCUUGAUGAACGGCUCCUAGUUGUUGUUGUUUGCCAUGAAAAAAAACACAAAUUGUUGUUUUUACAUUUCUGCAUGCAUAUGGAUAAAACAAACAAGAUACAAGGUGUAAAUCAGUGAGCUUUAGAGGUGAACUUUGGAGAAAACCAGGUUAGCUAUUUACCCCUACUUCCACUCUUUCGUACUUUCCCAAGCUAAGCCAAUUGCCUCCUGGCUCUAGCAUCAAAUUUAAUGUACAGACAUGCGGGAGGUAUAUCGAUCUAAGCUCUUUCCCAAAAUGUCGCACUAUUCCUUUAAAAUCAUAAAUACACAUUAUUCUGGAUGCACUUUAAUAAAAUGAAAUACAUAAAGACUCACUUACUGUGACAUCCUUAUGUCUGUGACAUUUCUUAAGUCAGCCGGUUAAACUCACUUACAGAGUGAAUUGUGGGAAACCCACUCUGGAGUAAGCAGAUUUAUGAAGGCGAGACAAAGCAAAUUAAAGACAUCCGUUGUUAUGGAUGUGAAUCAGUGCAUUUUCAAAUGUGAUUUACUUCUAGUGUGUUCCCAGCAUUGUCUGCCUUACAACAUCUGUGUUCAGCCUGUUUUUGUGUGUCAGGCAGUAGUUUAUAAUGACCACAACUCCAUAGAGUUGAUAUUAAAGUAGCGAUUAGCCCCCCAACCUUCCCCCAAAGGCAAGUAUGUGAGACCAUGCGAGCCCUUUCAUCUGGUGCCAACAUCAACUUAACAGGCUGUUAGCGACACACACACUAACUAAUAUACAUACAUACAAGGGUGGAGUUACAUGUACGCUUAACAUCCUUCUAGGUUCAAAUACACAAAGGCACAUACUAUAAAUCCAAAAGACUGCAAGCAGUUGUAACACCUGAUCUAAAAACAGGGACAAACUGAGACUUGUGUUGGUACUAUAACAUUAAUGUAGGUCAUAGUUUACUUCAAAUCUAAAAGUGAUUUUGUUGUUUGAGAUGCGAUAAGAGCUAGAAGCCAUAUCAGCUGUAAUCCCACAUACCUUUGCACGGUCUCCUUGCUUUCUCACUUUCCACGAAUCUGAGUGUGAAAGCGCUUAGGCCUCUUUUUCCAUUUGAUGAUCCUCUGGAUUCAGGCAUGGAAAAGCAAAGGAGAGUUUUUUAAACAGUGAACUUGAAACCCAGACACAAAGGCACCGGAUCCCUCCCUUCCCCCAAGACUUCCACUAUCUUAUGUGAAGUAAUCCAUGAAGAUGGAGCAGUGGUGGAAGAAGUACUGAGAUCUUAAGUAAAAGCACCAAUACAACAAUGUUAAUGUACCUCAUUACAAUUAAAAGUCCUGCAUUCAAAAUCCUACUUAAGUAAAAGUACACAAGUAUAUUAGCACAAAAAGUGGAACCACUGCUAUAUUCUUUAAUAAUAUGUUGUAUUUCAUAAGCUUAUUAAAUGUUUAUUAUGUAAAAUCUUAAUCUGUAAAGUAACAAGUAUCUCUAAAAAAAACAGUGGAGUAAAAAGCACAAUAUUUCCCUCUGAAAUGUAGUGGAGUAAAUGUACUUAGUUACUUACUUACUCCACCACUGAGAUGGAGCCCUUCACAAAUACAAGUUUCACUUUCCGCUGUAUGCUGAUGUCCAUGUAAACGUUAGCUAAACCCGCUUUUUAUCUGCUAACCAGUAGUUUGAGAGAGUAUUUAGUCACUUGAGUAAAAGGAUUUGACUCUCCUGUAGAAUUAACUUAUAUGUGGCAUUUGCUUUAGAGUUAUGUAACAACUUUGCUAGCUAACAGCUGAUAUAAACAUGAAAUUGACUGGAUUGGUGAGAUGAAAGAGUCAGUCGCCAGUCACAAAAAGAUGGAAGUUAUACAUCUCUGUUGGAAAAUGUUGAGAAAGUCAAGUUGUAUGAUUGUACUGUCAUUCAGCAGUUGUAGCCCAAAAGCUGACUUCCAAUAUGGCUGCCAGUCACUUGAAAAAUCCCAACAAAUACAGCACAGGACAGAGGUUUCUAGCUAUCACUGCAAAUGUAUAAUAACAUUUUUACAGCAAGCUGGUGGCUGUGAAUUUUAACAUUCUUUGUUCCCCUGCCUAUAUAUUACAUUUCAAUUCAAACCACUAUCGACCUCCAUUUGUCACCAUUCCAAUUUUCCAUUGUUGUUCUCUUGUGUAUAUUUCAGUUGCACAGUGUGUAUUAUCCAUAUAUAAAAUGACUGAAAGUGACCUUUCAGUGGCGGGCAGAAGCGUCUUAAAAAUGCCCUUAAACUGUGAAAUGUAAAGUUUCUUCCAGACCACAUUGUCCUUAAUGGGAGUCUGCUAACUAGAACCGUGUGUGUGAAUUGUGCCUCUCUGCUGUCUCCCUCUCUCUUUUCCCUCUCUCUGCCCACAACUGACCUCUGCAUUCAUCAACAUUCCAGCAUUUCUGCUCUUGUUCAUUUUGUUCAUUUCAUCUGUACAGUGUGUAUCAGUAAGUGAAAUAAAUCUAAAAGUGGAUAUGA
Siniperca chuatsi (mandarin fish) is the source of this 4294-nucleotide messenger RNA. RefSeq names its product V-set and transmembrane domain containing 4b (gene vstm4b). The coding region runs from base 122 to 1093 and encodes 323 amino acids. The record is from RefSeq and is a predicted model, not a curated record. NCBI's taxonomy places the organism in Eukaryota, Metazoa, Chordata, Actinopteri, Centrarchiformes, Sinipercidae. The transcript has 8 exons.